UUUGUACACUCACGACUCUCUUUCGAAGUUCGGCAGCGCAGUUGCUUGCUCUGCCGGCUGCUCUGCCGGUUAAUACGGAAUUGCUUCUCAUUGAUGCUCUCAGUUGAUUUUCUGCGCUCAGUGGAGAAGUGCGCGCUUUUCUGCAGUUGUUCGUUACGUUUGGAAUUUUUCAAUGCUAUUGGACGACUGCUUGACCGGCCGGCUACGAAUUGGAAACAAAAAGUAAUGAGAUGAAUGUGUGAAGCAAAGAAACGAAAAAGUACGAGCCCGCCUAAUUUUUAAAAGCAAAUGAAACGGUACGCGAAACUCGCGUGUACAUUUUGUGCUUGUGUGUAUGUGCUCCCCGUUUACUUCGAGGUAGUUCUCUAUUGCAAUACGAAAAUUUUAGUCUAGGCGCACUUAAAAAGUCUCAAAAUCUUGAGUAAAAAUCGGGUUAAAGAUUCAAAGUAAUCGAAUCAAGAACAUAUACAUACGUAUGUAUGUAUGUACUUACGAAAUGGUAUAAAAGGGAAGAAGACUAGGAAUGGACAGACGGCGAUCAAAUCAAUAUACAUAAAGGAAAGUAAAGAAAAUCGAAUUGGACUAUCACAAAUAAAGCAAUGUUCGAAAAGUGUACGAAAGGGAAUGUUAUUACAUAUUUGCAGUGAAACAAACUUGUGUUUGAAUUGUUUUUGCGGGUGUGUAAAGGUUGUGUAUUUGUAUUUUUUUUUGUUGAACUCUUCCGCCAACAUAUAUAUACGGCACAAUACUUGCACGUGAAUAAUGAAUGCGAAAAAUUGUGCAAAGUAGAUUGUUACGAGUACUGCAAGUAAUUUGAAAAGGAUAUUUUGCUAGCAUCGCUGGGUGAUACGAGAAUUUUUGAAAUGUUCGAGCUGGAAGAUUAUUCGAGUGGUUACCACGAUGCUAUUCUCAACAAAUACGCGGAUACGUCGCGGCCUACAUUGGACCUAUACACAUCAGACUCGUUGCAAGAUAUGCUCGAUAUUGAUAUACGAAGCGAGAUCUCCAAUGUAGUUGGCGGUAGCAAUGAACUUGCUUCUAUGGUCAACGAUUUGCCGUCCUCUUAUGAUCACGCCAUUGACGCAAUUUCAUCCUUACACAGUAGUCAUGUUCUUAAUGGCGGUCUGAGUACAGGCUUUUCCUCUUGGCUAGGGAAUAGCUCAGGGCCAUCAUGGUCGUCGUCGAACGACUACUACGUUGAUGUAGGCGCUUGUGUGGAUCCCAUUUCAGUAAUGCCACUGAUAUCUUCGUCGUUGCUGCAUAGGUCGCCAAAAAUAAAUUUAAAUGCGAAUAGUUUACAAGGCUCUGUGUAUUCGCCGCCGCCCGCCUCGCCUAAUGUGAACGAAACUAAAUCUCAUUUAACAUUCUCUCCUGCCCAGUUAAAAGUUAGCGCCGGAGCGAUGCGCAACGAGCAGCUUUAUUCACACAUACCAAAGCAGAUAGUGGCGAUUUCCUCGACGGUGACAGCGGCCACUACAGCGCCGGCCACACUGGCGACGAACUCAGCACUGCAGCGUAAGAACUUAUUAACUGCGGUGGAGACAAUCAAAAAAGAUUUGGCUACAGAAAUGCGCAAAGUUACUGCAACUACUGAUGAAAUUAAAGUCAGUAGUACAAGUAAUAAUGCGAGGGGAACUGUUAGCAUUACCUCUAAUGGAAGUGCCCCUACUAGCAAUGUUAGUAAAGCGAAAAAUAAUAUCGGCAGUGGUUUGCUCAAUGCAAAUGGCAUGCUGAAUAGCACCACAACGAACACCAUCAAACUGGCGCCCGGUAUUGGUGGGCUAACAUUUGCCAACAGUAUCGCCUACAAUAAGCUGAAACAACAAUCUGCUGCAAAAUCUGCGCAUAACAGCCAAACUGCUACUACAAAUGGCACAAUUAUACUUAAGAGGGAACGUGACUCCAGUCCGUUGCAAAGUAUAAGUGUUGUGAAUGCAAACGGUAGCCUAGUUGCAGGCGCUCAGCAUGUUACAAAAUUAGUAAACCGAAGUGCGCAAAGUUCUAGUUUCACACCAAAGAGCAUAGCAUCGGUGCAUUCACCGCUUAUGCAGAAUGGCAGCAACGCAAUAGGUUCACCGUCAUCUUCCUCAUCCUCGUCGCACUCCUCACCAUCGACUAGUUCGACUAAUGGUAGUUUCAGUGCUGGCCUCAUACCAAUCAGUAUCAACAAUGGGUCCGCUAUUUCAUCACCAUCCUCUGCCAGCACCACUACUAUCACAACAAUUUCCGUUAAGCCUCUGCAACAACGAAUUAAAAUUGCACCUAUAGAAUCUGAGUUCCCGAAACCAGCAUAUUCGUAUUCAUGCCUAAUAGCAAUGGCAUUAAAGAACUCGCGCAGUGGGUCACUGCCUGUAUCUGAAAUAUAUAGCUUUAUGUGCGAGCAUUUCCCGUACUUCCAGACAGCGCCGAGUGGCUGGAAGAAUAGUGUACGUCAUAAUCUCUCGCUUAACAAGUGCUUUGAGAAGAUUGAAAAACCCGCGACAAACGGAAACCAACGUAAAGGCUGUCUCUGGGCCAUGAAUCCAGAACGCAUUGUAAAAAUGGAAGAAGAGGUGCAAAAAUGGUCGCGUAAAGAUCCGAUGGGUAUUCGAAAUGCUAUGGUACAUCCAGAACAUCUGGAUGCAUUAGAGCGAGGCGAAAUGAAACAUGGUAGCUCAGGUGACUCCGAUAUCGAAUUAGAUAGCCAAUCAGAAAUUGAGGAGACGUCCGAUUUGGAAGAGCAAGAGUUAGACGACACCAUUGUCGAUAAUAUGUUUGUUGAGGAGGACAUUGAAGAGGACGAAAUGCUUAGUAGUGGUAUUGUUAUGAGUAGUUCAGAUGCUAUCAGUGAGGCGGGAGAUGUGAAUGGCUGUGGUGCUGGCGACGAUGGUGGCGUGGAACAACACCGCGAUUUUGAUAUAGAGGUGAGUUUGGAGACACACAAAAUUGAAAGAAAGGAGAAGGUGGUGCAAAGAGUGCUUGAGCUAGAGUCGAAGGUUGAGGACAUUUAUGAUGCAAUCGAUAUUGAAGACGAUCCAAAUCAUUUAUCAGUAAAUCAACCCGAUAUAAUUGAACUAAGUCCUGCCGAUUUGAAUGCAGCUGUUCAAUCGCCGAAGCGCGCCCGCCUCAACAUAAACUAUUCGAUUGGACCUAUUGGAGAGUUGGAUAAACAAAUCCAACAGCAAAGGCCACAACAACCACAAAAGCAAAUCCACCAACAACAAAUUCAGCAUAGUAUAAAACAAUAUAAAGUGCAACCGCAGCAUAUAGUUGUACAAACAAUAACGAAUGGCAGCAACACAACCUCAAUCCAGGCGAUCAAUGCAGCGACAGGAAACACAAUCGGCACUGUAAGUGGGUCUUUCUCCACAGUGGGCUUAUCGCAUAUCAAUGGCACAAUGCCAAACAAUCGUCGCAAAAUACAAUUAGUUAAUCGUAUUGUUUAAAUUUUCAAGAAACAAACAAAAUCAAACAGAAAGCCAUUCGGCCAUUUGUUCCUAAAGAACAGAUGAUAGGUAGGAAGAAAAAAUGCUGUUCCCUUUAAAAUAAUGUACAGCAUGUGUGUGUUUACAUAAAUAGGUAAACAAUAUUUAACACAUUGUAUACGAUGUUAUUUGAAAAGUGUAACAAAAAACAUUAGCGAAGUUAUCUUCAAGGAUCAAAUAAUGUAUCAAAUCAAAUUCAAUCAUUUGUACGUGUUUUACGCUUGCACUAUAUUUUAACAAUCAGUUAAGCGUAAGCAUCUUAAUUAACUCCACUUUACAAAUGAUUUAGAAAUCUAGUUAUUUAAUAUUAUCUGAUUCGUUUUUAAAGUAAAUUUGUUUCAUUGACAAUAAUUACAAAAAAAAACAUUAAAAAUUAAAUUAAAUCAAAUGAGAAAUAGUAAAAGAUGUUAUGUGUUAAACACAUUUUUUUUUGGUAAAUUAAUGGGCUAAAGUAAUAACUUCAUCACUUUUUGAAAUUUAGAGAUAGGUGAAAUGAUAGUAAAUUGUAACUAGAUUCAGAUUUGAAUGCGUUUUCUUUUUUCACCUAAAAAGUACGUCUCAUCUAACAUAGUUGUUUAAAUAUUUAGUAUUUGAACAAUUAAUUUUUGAUGAUUCCUUGUUAUCAUAUAUCCUCCACAAAAAAGGAAAGCUCUCAACUUUCGGGAAUUUAAAAACCAUUUUUGCUUUGAAAACGAAUUCUCUAAUAUUGCUAACAGUAUGAAAAUUUUAACACGAACCGUUUGAUGUGUACAAAUACGCUUAAAAUGUGGCGUUCACAAUAAAUUUCUUACAAUAACUUUAUAUUGUGUGUAUAUGUUCAUAUUGAAUUCACAUUUUUAAGUUGCAAAGAAUUAUGAGUAAAAUAUCGCACCAGUUCUCGAAAAGUAUAUUGUAUUAACUGAAAGUCUCCGAGUCGUAAUAUAAGGUCAUACAUACAUACGUAGCUAUUAAUUUGCAGCCAAUUAUAUUAAAAUAUCACUUAUGCUUUUGCUGGAAAACAGUUAUGAAUAAUAUCAAUAAGAUGGAUUUAUUGUUAAUACAUUUUUGAUGGUCGUGCGCGAUAUGUCUGUCUGUAUAAAUUUAUAUUCGUAAUAUGUAAUAGUAAAUUAUGCUUAUUGCCGAUAUAUUUCACAUCAUUUCAUUUUUGUUUGUCCGAGCUCUGAUCACAUAUAUAUGGGAGCAUUUAUAAAAUGUCUACAAUCUUCAGUCAUCCGUUUCCGGGAAACAAUAGAACUGAUAUAAAAAAGAAAAAAACUUUAUUUGAUUCUUAAUUAAUCAUUCAUGUAUUUACAAAGCAAUAAAAAACGUAUUUUCCAUUUUUGUUUAUGGCUAUAGUUUUUCGCAAACCAGAAACACUUUUCACUAUUUGAACAAAAAAAAAAAAGAAUCUUACUUGGUACUGCGAUUCUAAUUUAUAAUAACCAAAUAAACUUUAGACUGACAAUAGGAUAUGCAUACUAACUACUAAUUUUGGGCACAAAAUCAAAUUUUAUAAACUUGACGAAUUAAAACGUUUGAUUUUUGUAAUACUAAUCUUUUUAUUUUCAUAACUUGAUCUCUUUGCUUCGUAAGCUCAUAUUAUAAAAUCUAUUUCGAUAAUUAUAGAAAUGCUAAUGAAUUAUAUUUAUCUUGAAACACUCUUGCUAUGAACACAAUCAAGGUGGUGCCCGACAAUGCGCAACUCGAAACUAAAUAUCGCAGCCAAGCUCUAGCACCUGAAUUCUGAUUUUUGUUUUUCUGUAAGUUCUAUUUUUUUGUAAUCUGUAAUGUAUAUAAAAAUGGGCUUUAUAUAUUUACAUGUGAAUUUUUUAUUUAGCAUUGUUGCUAAGUUAUAUGUUCAUAUAUGAUUUUCUAUGAUUUUUCGGGUUUCAUUCCUGGUUUUGAUUGUGUUCAAUUUGGUAAAAAUAUAAUACAAAAAUAAAAAUUAUGACUCAGCAUAAUUUCUGCAAUUAUCAUUUUUUUUGUACCUGUGUCGCUCAUACAUGCACAUUGAAUGAAAUAUAAACGAUUUUGUGGAAUUGUUUAAUACUUAACUGAUGAGUGAUUUGCUCGUUUUAAGUAAUUUAUAUUUUAAAUUUAAGGAGUUCCAGAGGUAGUUUGGAUUCAAGAAUAGUGCGCAAUGCAUUUGGUAGAUAUAAGUUUUUGGAUUUCCCACAGAAAAACGUUGCUUAGUAUAUACAUAUACAUAUAUGUAAUAAAUACACUCAUACAUGGUAUAAAAUUAAGUGUUGCAUUUCAAGUCAUUCCUCACUUAAUUAUCUUAUAUUAAUUCCAAAUAAAAAAACAAAUGUAAGUCAUAAAUAAAUCUUGCCAGCUCAGUAUUUAAGAUAUCUAACUAAAAACGAAAUUCCAGAAGAAUCGUUUCUAAUAGCGAUAACUCACUCCAUAGUAGGUUAUACGUUAUACAUUAUCUUAAUGCAGAAAGGCCGUGACUUGUUUUCUUUCAACAUCAAACUUUAUAAAAAAUCUACAUAGAUUACCACCCCAAAAAUUUUAAACCAUUACUACAAUAUUAAAUCGUUUAGUCAUAAAAAAUUUUCAACAGAAAUCUUAAAUUCUUAUUAAGUGAAAGGCCUUUCAAAAUGAAAGUACGUACGAGAUAAUAGCCUUAGACGGCAUGAAUGUAGAACUCAUUCAAACAGUCAAUUGAGAAAAAUCAGAAGAAUAGAUUAUAUAGAUACUAAAAAAAAUUACAAAUAUUGCUGUAAAUAGUAGUUCUAAGAAACUAUUCGCAAUAUCAUAUCUUUAUGGUAAUAAAUACUAACGACAACCGCACCAAGGCAUGAUAAUUAUAUAGCCUCCGCAUUUAUAAACGCAUUUACGGAAAUAUGAUUUCAUUCUUUUUUUUCAAAGCGUUGCCAGACGCUCAAAAACGAAAGCAGAAAAGUACAAGUAUAGAAUUUUUUGUUUUUAAACUUAUCUUCAUCAAACUUAAAAGAAAUAGUACAAACUUAAUUUACAUUAAAAGAUAUUAGUGCGCGGUUAAUUCAGCGACGAAAUGUGUUGUAGUUCACUGCUCUAUGUUACAUAUCGUUACCUUAAUUUACAAAGGCCCUAACCAAACUUUUUUUCGAAACUGCGGUUUUCAUAAAUUUUGGUGGGAUAUAUGAAAAUACACCUUCACUAAAAUUUGAAAGUGUUAGUACCAAAAACAAGGGAGUUAUGCCACUUUUUGAAAUACCCUAACCGUAUG
Rhagoletis zephyria (snowberry fruit fly) is the source of this 6657-nucleotide messenger RNA. RefSeq names its product Forkhead box protein N4 jumeau (gene jumu). The record is from RefSeq and is a predicted model, not a curated record. Gene Ontology annotation, molecular function: transcription cis-regulatory region binding; DNA-binding transcription factor activity, RNA polymerase II-specific. Gene Ontology annotation, biological process: regulation of transcription by RNA polymerase II. Lineage: Eukaryota; Metazoa; Arthropoda; Insecta; Diptera; Tephritidae.